This is a messenger RNA of Ipomoea nil (Japanese morning glory), 747 nucleotides long. RefSeq lists its product as uncharacterized. Bases 1 to 747 code for a protein of 248 amino acids. The transcript has 2 exons. Lineage: Eukaryota; Viridiplantae; Streptophyta; Magnoliopsida; Solanales; Convolvulaceae. The record is from RefSeq and is a predicted model, not a curated record.
AUGCGAGCUGAAAUUCAAGCUCUCCAAGACAACAACACUUGGGUGCUCACUGAGUUGCCACCAGGAAAAAACCCCAUAGGUUGCAAAUGGGUUUACAAAGUUAAAUUGAAGGCAGAUGGAUCAAUAGAGAGGUACAAAGCAAGGUUGGUUGCCAAAGGGUAUACAAAACAGCUGGGGGUUGAUUACCUUGAGACACUCUCCCCUGUAGCUAGGAUGACAACAAUCAGGACAUUCCUAGCGAUUGCUAUGAUCAAGGGAUGGCAUGUUCAUCAUCAACUUGAUAUCAACAACGCUUUCCUACAUGGUGAUUUGGAAGAAGAUGUAUAUAUGACUUUACCCCCUGGUUUUCAAAGUGAUAAGCCUAACCAGCAAUUAACACAUAAUGAUGAUGUUCUUUUAAAGGAUGUUAGUUUUUAUAGAAGGCUGGUUGGGAGGUUACUCUAUCUAACAACAACAAGACCUGAUAUAGGCUUUGCUGUGCAGCAAGUAAGCCAGUUUAUUGAUGCUCCCACAGAGAAGCACAUGGCAGCAGCACACAGAGUUCUGCGUUAUCUCAAAGCUGCUCCUGGAAAAGGGAUCUCAUAUUCUUCAAACUCAGCUUUACAGUUACAGGUUUUCUCAGAUUCAGAUUGGGCAGCCUGCUAUGAUUCUAGGAAAUCCAUCACAGGAUAUUGUGUCUUCCUAGGAGAGUCUCUAAUAUCCUGGAAAUUCAAAAAGCAACCUACAAUAUCUAGAUCCUCAUCAUAG